Molecule: messenger RNA, 4335 nt
Organism: Penicillium verrucosum
Lineage: Eukaryota; Fungi; Ascomycota; Eurotiomycetes; Eurotiales; Aspergillaceae
Product: ABC multidrug transporter
Exons: 13
Coding region: 1-4335 (1444 amino acids)
Biological process (GO): transmembrane transport
Cellular component (GO): membrane
Molecular function (GO): ATP hydrolysis activity; ATP binding; ABC-type transporter activity
Source: RefSeq, a predicted model, not a curated record
AUGGAGCCCUUCACUGUCCUGAAUAAUAGUGAUUGCCUAUCGGCGGAUGACCAGUUUGGACCUCGCGUCAAGGCCCAGUGCCGCAACUUUGACUUUACCGUCGAAUUCGAGCAAAGCAUCUUCUCCAUUCUACCCUCAUCAAUAUUUAUUUUAUGUGCUGCUGCUCGCAUUUUUCAUCUCCAUCAUGCAAGAUAUAGAGUCUCAGUGAUGUCGCUUCGCUGGGCCAAGCAGUCACUUGGGGCGAUUCUGGGCAUCUUGCAGCUGUAUCUGCUUGUAUUAUCCAUUAGACUGGGAAGUAACAGCCGGCCGAGUUCAAUUGCCUCUUUAUUACUUUCUGUGGCAGAUGUACUUUUGAUCUGCGUGCUCUCUCACCUGGAGCACACCAAAACCAUUUGUCCAUCUAGUCUCCUGCUGACCUACCUCUCUACGUCGGUCCUGCUUGAUGCAACAUCUCUUCGGACCGUCUGGCUACUCAAUUCUGAAAAACUUGUACUUAAAAUUGUUUCGUCGUCGAGUCUCGCCGUAAAGCUGGCUUUGUUGACUGUCGAAUCUUCAAAAAAGGCAAAAUACUUCAUCAACGCGGAGGAUAAAACUCGGUCGCCGGAAGAAACUGGUGGGAUAUUCAGCAAUGGUCUCUUUUAUUGGCUCCUUCCUUUCCUUUGGACGGGCUUCAAGAAUGUCCUCACACUGAGUGAUCUUAACCAGUUGCCGAAAAGCUGUACCGUUAUGAACAUCGAGUCACAAUUCACGCAGAUCUUUGAAAAAGAGAAAGCACAUCGACACAGUCUGGUGAGGACGAUCCUUAAAUCCUUCUGGCACAGGCUGCUCUGUCCGGUUAUUCCGCGAUUGUUUGUUUUGACAUUCACCUUACUUCAACCAAUUAUAAUGCUCAAACUUCUUCGGUGGCUAGAAGACACAUCGGCAGAAGAUCUCGGCUAUGGUAUAUUGGGUGCCUACGGCAUUAUUUACACCGGUCUGGCGAUUGCGACUGGUACCUACUGGCGCUUUCAGCUGCAAUUCAUCACCCUGCUGCGGGGUAUCCUCCUGUCUGCUGUCUUUCAGAAAACACUUUCAAUCCAUCCGAUGGAUGCGAAAAAGACAUCCAUAUCACUUGUCAGCACAGAUAUUGAAAUGGCUUGUACGGGGCUAGAUCAGCUGCACGAACUAUACUCAAGUUUACUUCAAAUUGGGAUCGGGACCUGGCUCCUGGAGCAGCAGGUAGGAGUGGCUUGUAUAGCUCCUAUCAUUGUCGCGAUUGUUUGUGCGGUGGCCACCUACAAGAUAUCCCAGCCCAUUGGAAUCUACCAGAAGGGAUGGCUAGAAAGUGUCCAGACACGUCUAAAUGCAACCACAUCAAUGUUAUCGAACAUGAAGAUCAUUCAGAUGUCCGGAUUAGGUAGACAUAUUUUCGAUAUGAUCUUCAAGUUUCGAGAUGCCGAGCUAGAUUCUGCCAAGAGUUAUCGAGGAUUACUUGUAUGGGUCAUGGGCUUAGCAUAUGCUCCAUCCGCUAUAUCCCCUGUUAUUACCUUGGUGAUCUAUGCCGCCACUCAACAUAAUGUUUGGGACACUUCUAGUACUGCCAGAAUAUUUACAGCUAUUUCGCUGAUUGGCCUUGUCACGUCGCCUCUUGCGGCUGUCUUUCAACAAAUACCUGCUAUCAUCGCAGCCUUUAGCUGUCUAAAUCGGGUGGAGAAUUUCCUCAAACAGCCAAAUAUGGUGGAUCGGAAAGUCAUUGUGGACAGAGAAUCCGAGGCACAGCCCACAAUGGGUCCAGGAAAACAACCAAUUGCUUUAAGUAUUCCCUUGGUGGAAUACCAAAGCAAUUCAAAGCCUUCCUUUGCAUUCACAUCUCACAACGCAAGCUUUUCUUACCCAGGUUCUGCUUUCCCUGCUCUCCAGAACUUGACUAUCAAUAUCCCGUGGUCCAAGGUGACUUUGGUGAUGGGGCCGACCGGUAGUGGAAAGUCGGCUUUAGUGAAGGCAAUACUUGGUGAAUUGAAUAUUUCUCAAGGGGUCUCCACCAGAGGCUUUGAUUGUUGUGCUUACUGUGAUCAAACGCCGUGGAUCGGGAAUCAAUCCAUCCGAGCCAAUAUUGCCGGCCACCUCGAAGCUUAUCAAAAGGGAUUAUACGAUGAAACGGUUUGGGCUUGUGAAUUGGAACAUGACCUCGGGUGUAUGCCGGAGCAUGAUCUUACCAAUGUUGGAAGUAGUGGCGCUACACUGAGUGGAGGACAGAAGCAGAGAAUCUCUCUAGCAAGGGCCGCAUAUUCUCAGCAAAAGGUUAUCAUGCUGGAUGAUAGUUUCUGUGCUCUUGAUGCUCGAACCGAGCAAACCGUCGUUCGACGUCUCCUGGGGCCAAAUGGUUUGAUGAGAAGUAAUGACCAGACUGUGGUUAUAACUUCAAACACAGACCGCUUGGUGCCCUAUGCCGACUUUUUGAUCAUUCUCGAUGACAAUGGAGCAUUAAAAACGCAGAGACCAGUGCAACAAAUGUCACAUCUGUUUCCUGAUGGUCUGAGUGCUCUCGAGGAAGAGAAAUUCGAACCUAAAUUAGAGGACAUCCCCCCAUUGGAGCCUGUCGCAUCAAAAGAGCUAUCGCCGCAAUUCAAGGGCAACGAUCUUGAAUUUUCUUCAGCAAAAGCACCACCUUAUAGAUCGUAUUUUAAAUCGAUGGGUCUCUUCAAGGGGUUGAUUCUGGGUGCAUUACUCACUCUUCAGACCUUCUUCUCCAAAUUUCCCACUGUCUGGCUUCAGUGGUGGCUCGAUGAUAAUCCGCAAACGAUGGGACGGCUAUAUGCAAGGUAUAUCGAGAUAUACAGUGUCUUCCAAGCUCUGGGUUUGGGUUUUACGUUGUUUGCUGCCUUCCACCAGUUUCGAGUUACUAUGCCCCAUACGAGUCGCUAUUUCCAUACCCGUCUCUUGAGCGCGGUGAUGUCUCUCCCCUUUCCGUCUUUCAGCAUAAUGAGCACAGGGUCCAUUGCAAACCGUUUCAGUCAGGAUUUACAGUUAGUUGACUGGACACUGCCCUUAACAUUUCUCAACGCGUCCGAGGGUGCAUUGGGGACACUAGCACAGGUAUUAAUCAUUUCCAGUGCCUCCCCUUAUCUCCUCAUCGCCUUCCCAUUCAUAUUCGCCACCGUCAUUGCUAUCCAGCGGUUCUAUCUUCGCACAUCACGGCAACUACAAACCAUUGACGGCCUUCAGACGAUUCGUGCAUUUGGCUGGCAGCAUCGGACACAAGCAGCAUACCAAAGCCACCUUAGCGCAUCGCAGCGACCAUACUACCAGCGCUUUAUGCUGCAACGUUGGCUUACGCUAGUACUGGACAUGAUUGCUGCGGCGUUGGCGGUCCUAGUGGUGGGCAUUGCGAUCGCGCUACGCACACGCUCAGCAUUGAUCGGCCUUGCCCUUGUAAAUGUGAUUUCGUUAAGCGAGAGUCUACAACUCCUGGUACUUCAAUGGGCAGUCAUGGAAAUUUCCCUGGGAUCUGUCAGUCGGCUGGAGGCUUUUAACCAUCAUGCUAUGACUGCCCAGUCGGAGGCUUCCAAGGACGCCCUUACUAAUCUACCCCAGACUCAAUCGUUCUGGCCCACACAGGGACGCAUCGAGUUCACGCGUUUGACUGCUAGGUAUACGGCCGACGGCCCUGCAGCUCUGCAAGACAUUUCUCUUACAAUCCCGCCUGGCACCAAACUUGGCAUUUGCGGCCGCACGGGUAGUGGGAAGAGCACACUCUUAGCGACGCUAUUCGGCAUGGUGUCUGUCACAGACGGCACCGUGGCAAUCGAUGGGCUGAACCUUGCCAAUCUGCAUCCGGAUACCCUACGCGCUGCGCUCAUUGGCAUUGCCCAAGAAAGCUACAUUGUCCCCGGGCUGACUGUGCGUGAAAAUCUUCUGCUGGGGCGUCAGCAGGAACAGCAGGAUCCGUGCGACGAUGACAUCCAACUCAUUGAUGCUCUGCAGACUGUGCAGCUGUGGGAUGCGAUCGAUGAACGUGGAGGGCUAGCCGCCGUGCUUGACGACCAAAGCCAGAGCUUAUCCGCAGGACAGAGUCAGCUAUUUGCCUGCGCGCGUGCCCUCCUUCGUACGGGCUCUGUUGUUGUCCUAGAUGAGCCGACGAGCCAUCUGACGGUGGAAACGACGAAGGUGGUCCGACGGGUCAUUUCGGACAAUUUUCGGGAACGGACGGUGAUAGUUGUGAUGCAUGAUAUCCAAUCCAUUUUGGACUUGGAUCUUGUUGUCGUACUGGAUGAAGGUCGUGCUGUGCAGGUGGGCACACCAGAAGAGUUACGUGGGCAAGACGGCAUAUUUCAGACAAUGCUGGAUUCUACGUGA